Homalodisca vitripennis (glassy-winged sharpshooter) is the source of this 836-nucleotide messenger RNA. RefSeq lists its product as uncharacterized. Lineage: Eukaryota; Metazoa; Arthropoda; Insecta; Hemiptera; Cicadellidae. The coding region runs from base 236 to 784 and encodes 182 amino acids. The transcript is spliced from 2 exons. The record is from RefSeq and is a predicted model, not a curated record.
UUAGUGUUCUGUUGCUCACUAAAAUACAUUAAACCACACGUUGAAAUCCAUAUUUAAAGACGUUGAUAUGUUUAAAGUGUAAUCCUUUUUCUUAGUUACGAUCAAAUUUCAAGAAAGUGGACUUUGUCGAGUUAUCUCCCAUCGCACACUCAGUAACUGUCAAGUGGUUUAUCUCUUUAAGUUAUUUGACAGAGGAAAAGUUGUCAUUUCUAAUCCGACACAUUACACUGACGAGAUGAAGUCAAUGACAGCUUUGACAGUUCUUCUAAUCUCUAUAUGGUCACAGAGCCAGGUUUCUGCUGAUGAGUCUACAAAAUUAAAACUCAAACCAUACGAUCCAUUACUGGAACAAGAGCCUAACGGUCUGGAACAACAGUUGGCUAAACUUGUGUACGUCUUAGACUCAUUCAAAGAUGAAUGGUCCAGAUCAAAUCAUGAAGAAAUUUUAAAAAGCGUGAUGAAAAUAAAGCCAACUAUUUCCAACCUCAUCAAAAGAAAUCUUAAAAACUGUGAUAUUGAUGCAUUAGAACACGUAGUUGAAGAUCUGGUCAAUACUACAGUUGGCUUUUUGACUAAUGUGUCAGGGUCGGUGGAAGCAAUCUGCAACCAGGUUUACCAAUGUGCCAACGAUGGCUUCCCCAAGAGUUUAGGAUGUUUUCUCGAGUUGCCGCAGAGCUGUGAAAGCUACAUACAGGACAUCCAGGAGCAACUGAAUGAGUUUCUUCCCAAAGCUAACAAACUGGCAUUGAAAAUUGCAACUGAAAUUGUUAAUUGUUUGCCUUAAAUAAACACUUUUUUAUUUGUCAUAGUCCUUUGUGAAUAAAUUAUUGAAUGCA